Molecule: messenger RNA, 1603 nt
Organism: Lagenorhynchus albirostris (white-beaked dolphin)
Lineage: Eukaryota; Metazoa; Chordata; Mammalia; Artiodactyla; Delphinidae
Gene: TSLP
Product: thymic stromal lymphopoietin
Exons: 7
Coding region: 1-921 (306 amino acids)
Molecular function (GO): cytokine activity
Source: RefSeq, a predicted model, not a curated record
AUGGCCAGGGGCGUUGGGGACCCCUGCCCUAGAAGAAUGCAAGUGGAACCUGGGCAAAAGCUGCUUUCCUCUGCCCCUGCCCCCUCAGCAUAUCCCAACCCAGUGAAGAAAGCUGUGUCUCAGGAUCCUAUCCUCCUACCCAAUCUCCAGCUGCCGAUCAGAAACACCUCUCAUGUCAUAGCAGAUGAAUCAGGCUUUGGCAUCAUCCCACAAGACCCUGAAAAGCUACGCAGCGUGGGGCUAAGGCUCGGCGCCGGGGCGCCGGGCGCACGAAUUGUGCGAGCCUCCGGGCGAGCUGCGCGCUGGACAGCACCUUGCCCCGCUUGCUUCGCUGCUCACUGCGCCGUGCGGUCUGCCGGGAUCCUGGCGUCUAGAGUUCCAGUUCCUAAACGCAGCCCUGAAGAGCGGGGCUGUGAAGGUGACAGGACCGUGGACUUUCACAUUCAGGCACAUAUCAAAGGUUUAGGGCAAAGACAAAAGGAGGAAGUUUUUUUCAGGAAGAUCUUCAUCUUGCAACUGGUAGAGCUCGUGCUAACCUACAAUUUUACUGACUGUGACUUUAAGAAUAUUAAAGAUAUUUACCAGGACGUCAUUCAUCCAGAACUGAAUGUAUAUAUAAAUGGGACGAAGAGUAUCAGGUUUAACAAGUUCGUCUACUGUGAAGACGCGCCGGAUUGCCUCAUUAAAAUCGAGCACUUUACCUUUAAACCCAUAUACGGCUGCGCCUCACUUGCCAAGGAAACCUUCGCCAAGCAAACUAAUGCUACGCUCUCCCUCAGGUGCUCAGGCUACUCCGGAAUUCAGAUAAAUAAUACUCAGACAAUGAAGAAAAGAAGGAAAAGAGAAGUCAAAACAGAUAAAUGCCUAGAACAAGUCUCAUAUUUGAUAGAACUGUGGAGACGUUUCAGCCGCAUUUCAUAGAAACAAAGUAAACCUUCGGUAAAGUCACAUUUCACAGCAACAAAGUUAAUCAUCUUUAUUAGGUAGAUGGAACUGUUAACUCUAACUGUGACAUUUAAAAGCCCACUAAUAGUUUUUUUUUUAAUUAUAAAAGGGUUUCUUAGCUUAUUUUUAUAAGCUUUUAUUGUUUAACGUAGGUUUAUAAUAUGGGGGAAGUACUGUCCUUCAGAUGUCGGAGGAGACAUUUUUUUAACAUUCAUGCCUGAACCACUGAAUUUGUGGCAGUAAUUCUCAGCUGGAACUACAUGAGCCCUGCUCAAAGAAAGAAUCUAAAAGUGUAGUAGAAGGAGAACUUUUUCAAGGAAAAAAGUUGAACACUAUAGCAUGUAAACCUCUGUUUAAAAGGGAGACAUUUCUUCCAUGUGUACUGACACUUCUUGUCUUUUUAUACCAAAAAUUUACAAAAGAAGAGAAUUAAAGAAAAAAGAGUGCACAAAAGUUGUACAUAUAAUGAAGCAAUUUGAAAUAAUUUCCAAGCAAAAUAUUGUGAAAGUAUUCUAAGCCACAUUUUAAAAAUUAUCUAACAGACAAGAGUGGUGCAUGCAAGCCAAUCCCGAAGAAGUGCCUUUGUUAGAGUUGAAAUAUAUAUAUUUUUUAAAUUUAUGGAAUAUAUCUUUAAUUUAUUUUGUAAGCAGUUUUUUAA